Molecule: messenger RNA, 410 nt
Organism: Guyanagaster necrorhizus
Lineage: Eukaryota; Fungi; Basidiomycota; Agaricomycetes; Agaricales; Physalacriaceae
Exons: 1
Coding region: 79-396 (105 amino acids)
Source: RefSeq, a predicted model, not a curated record
AAUGGCGGUUAAAGAAGGGAAUAAAUCUGAUGGAAUAUUGAGGAUGGAGUCGGACUGCUCCUGGAUUCUGACCUAAGUAUGUCGCUGUAUGUGCCAUUCCAUCUUGAUCGACACAGAUGCGCAACUAUCCUCCUUUCAGGUCAACAGAUCCCAGCUUCUGGACUGUUUUUUUGGGUAAUAUUCGUGGAUGAAAAGCGGCGUGACAAAGAUGAAGGAGGGAUACAUCAGAAGUGCAUGUCUCUUCGCCAAACACGCUCGUACAUGGGUCUAAGCAGUGCUUGUCCCAAAUGCAACGAUGCGUCGAGCUUCAUCGUUAAUAAGAAGCAGGAUAUUGCCAGAGCUACACAGAUAGUCUGUUGCCACGUUAGACGAACGAUACAGAGGGAAAACUUUUAGCGAGUGAAGGAUCU